AUGUCAGCGCGGAUCUCUCUCCGCAUAUCAGCAGGUCUGUUCACUUCGGCCAAAGACGGGGCCGACGGAGACGCCGAGGAGAUGGUCGUGGGCUCGGACGAGGGGUGCUUGAUCCACCUGUCCGGGCUCGGGAUCAAGGCGCAGAUGUGCACCUUCCGCACCGAGAUGAAGCAGGACGCCUCACAUCCCAGUGUCAGCAUCAAGCCGUUCCCAAACAGCAAGGUGACGGUGAUAGGCAAAAAGAUAGAAGAGGCCGAGUUCUUCGAGUUGGAGGACGGCGACAGGAUAGCUUUCACAGAGCAGCACAUCUUUGAGCUCGAAAUCCCCUCCAUUCGGAUGAAGAAGAAGAGGCAGAGCAUUAUCCAAGACGAGCAGGCGUUCGAGGCGGCGCUGCGGGAGCUCGAGGAGGGGGCCGAGAUCGAUGACAAGUGGAAGAAGGGGAUAGAGGGCGCCUCGAUCCUCAUCAGGCACAACUCGGAGCACUCCGGCGACAAGGACGCGAAGGAGUUCUUGGAAAAGGCCAAGAAGGCCGGGAAAGAGGUCCAGAGGGCGAACGAGAUGCUGCACGACACGCCGAAGGAGAGAAGAAACGGCAUUCACACGUACGGCCUGUCCGUCCUUCUCGACCCCUCUGGCGGGACGCCGUCGCUGUCCGUGAUGGCGAUGGCUCAGAGAAGGGCGGCGGAGGACGACGCCAGGAUGCCGCGGGCACUGAGGAGCGCGGAAGGCGGCCAGGAGGGGGAAGGCGGCCAGGAUGCCGCGGUCAUCGAGGAGUGCGUGCACGUGUGGACGUACACGGACUUCUACGAGAACCGGCUGGAGCUCAUCCAGGAGGCCUACGAAGACUGCAAGAAGGGGGAGGCGCAGGAGGACUGGCAGUCCUUCGUGUGGGGCGGCGACACGCUCAACUCGUACUUCGAGAAGGUCGAGGAGUGCGAGAAGAAGCAAGAGCGGAUCGAGGGCCUGCAGAAAAAGAGGCUCGAGCUCGAGGCGCAGAUCAAGCAGAGCAACGUGAAAGAGCAGAGCCACGCCACCGCCGCCGGCGGCAGCCUUCUGGGGCUGCUGUUCGGAGGAGGCGGCAAGCCCCAGGCCGACCCCGCCUCCAGCUCGGGGGCGCCCGCCGGCGGCGGCGGUGGCGAGGCGGCGCCAGGAUUCUGGGGAAUCCUCAAGUCCCUGGGCAUCGGUGCGGGGAAGGAG
Molecule: messenger RNA, 1197 nt
Organism: Prorocentrum cordatum
Lineage: Eukaryota; Dinophyceae; Prorocentrales; Prorocentraceae
Source: the annotation of a GenBank genome assembly